Messenger RNA from Funneliformis geosporum, 423 nucleotides. NCBI's taxonomy places the organism in Eukaryota, Fungi, Glomeromycota, Glomeromycetes, Glomerales, Glomeraceae. The record is from the annotation of a GenBank genome assembly.
AUGGAUCUAAAUGGAUGUAUACGAAUCGUUGCUCAAACGUUAACAGAUGAUGAUUCUACAGAAAAUUAUGAAUGGAUAUUGAGGUGCACAUUAGCUGCUUCUGAUGAAGAACCAAAAACGAUUAUCACUGAUACGUUGCUGUUAAAAUGUCAAAAUUCUUUAUUAGAGGAAAUUUUUCUACAAUGUUGGCAUAAUUUAAUAAAGGAUUAUCCAGAAAUUGUUGAUUAUUUAACCAAUACGUUAUAUGAAAACAGAAAUUAUUGGGCAAAGGCUUUUGUCGUUGAAAUUUUUACGGCAAAUCUGGAUUCCAUUUUUCAAAUUGAAGUGAUCAAAAGUUUCAUACUUGCCAAUUUACAAAGUCCCAUAUUUGAUUUGAUUGAUCACAACUUGAGCAUUUUAAACAAAUUUAUGUUCAGGAAAUGA